AUGAUUCAGGCGAUUCAGGAGUGCUGCAACAACAUCGCCAAGAAGCUGGAGCAAGCCGCUGAGAAGAUCAGAACCCACGACCAAGGCGUGAAGAGCGAUUCAUACAACAUUGAGAAGCUUGAGAAGGAGGUUGUGGAGCUGAACAGAAAGCAUGAUCACCUUUCUACACUUGUUGAACAGCUCGAGUACGAUCACGCGAAUUGUCUGCUGCAAAACGCUCAGGAGCGAGUGGAGGCGUCUCAUCCCCUGCAGCUGCAUGACCGAGUGAAGGCUAACUUCCUAUCCGAGAUCCGUAGCUUGCAGCAGGCAAUUGAGUUCAAAUGA
Guillardia theta CCMP2712 is the source of this 324-nucleotide messenger RNA. RefSeq lists its product as hypothetical. The transcript is spliced from 5 exons. Lineage: Eukaryota; Cryptophyceae; Pyrenomonadales; Geminigeraceae. Bases 1 to 324 code for a protein of 107 amino acids. The record is from RefSeq and is a predicted model, not a curated record.